AUGGCACGUGAGAUUAUAUCAAUUCAUAUUGGUCAGGCUGGUGUACAGCUUGGUAACGCAUGUUGGGAGCUCUAUUGUAUGGAGCACGGCAUUGGUAAGGACGGUGUGGUCUCGGAAGCCUCACACAAGAAGGCUAGAGCCGAUGUUGAGACCAAGGGCAAGAACACCGCCUCGUACAACACCUUCUUCACCGAGGGCUCAAACACCAACAAGGUGGUGCCCCGCGCUAUCUUUGUCGAUCUCGAGCCAACCGUUAUUGACGAGGUGCGCACUGGCGCAUUCCGCAACCUCUUCCAUCCAGACCAGCUCAUCACCGGCAAGGAGGAUGCCGCCAACAACUACGCUCGUGGUCACUACACCGUCGGCAAGGAGAUGAUCGACAAGACUAUGGACCGUGUCGACAAGAUGGUCGACGAGUGCGACGGACUCCAGGGCUUCAUGGUGUUCCACUCUGUCGGUGGUGGCACUGGAUCCGGUUUCGGCUCGCUCCUCCUCCAGCAGCUGUCCACCAAGUAUGGCAAGAAGUCCAAGCUCGACUUCUGCAUCUACCCAUCGCCACAGGUCUCCACCGCCGUCGUAGAGCCAUACAACUCUGUGCUCUCCACCCACUCGCUGCUUGAGCAUACCGACGUUGCCUUCAUGCUCGACAAUGAGGCCAUCUACGACAUUUGCCGUCGCUCAUUGAACAUCGAUCGUCCAUCCUACACCAACCUCAACCGUCUGAUUGCUCAGGUCAUCUCAUCGCUGACUGCCUCACUUAGAUUCGAGGGAUCUCUGAACGUUGACAUCAACGAGUUCCAGACCAACUUGGUGCCAUUCCCAAGAAUCCAUUUCUUGCUCUGCUCCUACGCCCCAGUCAUCGGCAAGGAGAAGGCUGCCCACGAGCAGUUCUCUGUCAACGCUCUCACCAACGCCGUGUUUGACCAAUCCAACAUGAUGGCCAAGUGUGAUCCAAAGCUUGGCAAGUACAUGGCUUGCUGCCUCAUGUACCGUGGAAACGUUGUCCCCAACGAUGCCCAGAAGGCCGUCUCUGACCUCAAGACCAAGAGAACCGUCUCCUUUGUCGACUGGUCCCCAUCUGGAUUCAAGUGUGGAAUCAACCACGAGGCCCCAACCGUCAUCCCAGACGGAGAUCUGGCCAAGGUCGAGAGAGCCGUCUGCAUGCUUUCCAACACCACCGCCAUCUCUCAAGUGUUCUCCCGCAUCAACACCAAGUUCGACCUCAUGUACACCAAGCGUGCCUUCGUUCACUGGUACGUCGGAGAAGGUAUGGAGGAGGGUGAGUUCGCUGAGGCUCGUGAGGAUCUCAUGGCCCUUGAGAAGGACUACCAAGAGGUUGCCAACGACGACCAAGAGGAGGAGGUUGAGGAGAUGUAA
This is a messenger RNA of Acytostelium subglobosum LB1, 1377 nucleotides long. RefSeq lists its product as hypothetical. Gene Ontology annotation, cellular component: microtubule; cytoplasm. Bases 1 to 1377 code for a protein of 458 amino acids. Gene Ontology annotation, biological process: mitotic cell cycle; microtubule cytoskeleton organization. The record is from RefSeq and is a predicted model, not a curated record. Gene Ontology annotation, molecular function: structural constituent of cytoskeleton; GTP binding. Lineage: Eukaryota; Evosea; Eumycetozoa; Acytosteliales; Acytosteliaceae. The transcript has a single exon.